CUCUAGUUGAAAGCGGCCAUUGUUGUAAACAAUAUUUUUGAUCGGUGUCAGUUGUCAAGAAAAGCCGAAACUGAAAUUGGAACUCCAAUAUUUGUAUAGAUAUCUAAAAAUUACUUGAUAAUCACAGCAACAAAAUGACGAUCGGAAAAAACAAUAAGAUGCAACAACAUAUAAACUACAGAGUCAGAGUAAUUUUACAAGACUCUCGUACAUUUAUUGGAACGUUUAAAGCCUUCGAUAAACAUAUGAAUUUGAUAUUAGGAGACUGCGAAGAAUUCAGGAAAAUUAAGUCUAAAAGCAGUAAAACUGCAGACAGAGAAGAGAAAAGGACUUUAGGAUUUGUUUUACUUCGCGGGGAAAAUAUUGUGUCAUUAACUAUAGAAGGUCCGCCUCCUCCCGAAGAGGGCCUACCUCGCGUGCCACUGCCCGGAGCAAUGGGCGGUCCUGGCGGUGGUAGGGCAGCUGGUCGCGGCGCUGGACCGUCAGGAGCGCCACCAGGCCUUCAAGGACCUGCUCGGGGUGUUGGGGGUCCUUCACAACAACAUAUGGCCCCAGGAUCACGAGGACAACUCUCUGCGCCACCACAAAUGCGUGGCGGCCCCAUGAUGGGAGGCCCACCACCAGGAAUGAUGGGAGCGCCUCCUGGUAUGGGUCGUGGUGGACCAGGAAGUCGGGGACCCCCUGGGAUGCGACGCUAUUAGUGUACUUAGAAGUAAAUUUAGGAAAUAAGUGUAAAAUAAUUCAUUGCAAGCAGUGUUUACAAUGCAUAUUAUUCAAAAGAAUAACAUCAGUGUUGGAGUAAACACAAAUGCAAUCAAGUAACAAAAAAUGCAUUGUACAAGCAUUGUAACUUAGAAGGUAAUUAAUUGCCAAAUAUGUGUAUUUUUUCCAAUAAUUUAAGGAAACAUGGAAAAAAAUUCAAGUGAUUACAUUAAAGAAGUGAUUACAAUU
Molecule: messenger RNA, 951 nt
Organism: Manduca sexta (tobacco hornworm)
Lineage: Eukaryota; Metazoa; Arthropoda; Insecta; Lepidoptera; Sphingidae
Gene: SmB
Product: small nuclear ribonucleoprotein-associated protein B
Exons: 2
Coding region: 135-701 (188 amino acids)
Biological process (GO): mRNA splicing, via spliceosome
Cellular component (GO): U2 snRNP; U1 snRNP; cytoplasm
Molecular function (GO): RNA binding
Source: RefSeq, a predicted model, not a curated record